Messenger RNA from Dentiscutata heterogama, 158 nucleotides. The record is from the annotation of a GenBank genome assembly. NCBI's taxonomy places the organism in Eukaryota, Fungi, Glomeromycota, Glomeromycetes, Diversisporales, Gigasporaceae.
AAUGUCCGGUACUUCUGGUAACAACUAUCCUCAGAGGCAGCAUCCUUCAAAUCUUAUUGACCCUUUCGACGAUUCUGUCGAAAAUUCCCAAAGUACUGACAAUUUGUCAGUCCCGCAAGCUGCUGCUAUACCAUCUUUUAGACCUUACUUCUCUCAAA